Molecule: messenger RNA, 1489 nt
Organism: Trichobilharzia szidati
Lineage: Eukaryota; Metazoa; Platyhelminthes; Trematoda; Strigeidida; Schistosomatidae
Source: the annotation of a GenBank genome assembly
AAAUUAGAUAAAUAGACAGAGCGAACUAAGCAACAUUAUCAUUGUUAUUGUUAGUAUCAUUUGUAUUUUUACACUGUAACAUUGAAAAUGACCACCGGAAUAAGGACCAUCUGUUGCAUGAUUCUACUAACAAUAAUUACUGAAAAUAUUUAUUUUUCACUUGGAAGAAAAGUAUUAUUACUAUCGAAACCUGAUAGUAGACCUUCUGUCCAACAUCCGGUUGUUUUAAUCCCCGGCAUAGGUGGUAAUCAGGUGUAUUGUAAGCCAAAAAAAUUUAAAGCUGAACCAUUCCCUGUAUGGCUAAAUGUCUUCAAUAUGGCAUUUCCAUCAUUGGUAAAUUAUUUAGUUCAGUAAGUGAUAGCCGCUUCUAUUGCCAUGUUUUUUCAUUUUAUUUCAUUUUACUUUUUAAAUUUCUUCCUAUUAUAAAUCAGCAUGAAAUAUGAUCCUAUUAAAAAGAAGUCAGUUGACAACGAUGUCUGCAAGGUGACCAUCCCAGGAUGGGGUGAUACUCAGCCACUGGAGAAUUAUAACGCUGAUGGUUAUAGUCUAGGACAUUACUUUCAUGAUUUAGUGAAAACGCUGAAAGAAGAUGCUUACUAUAUAUCGAAUUUCACUGUACGCGGUGCACCGUAUGACUUUCGUCGGGCUCCAAAUGAAAACAAGGUAUUCAUGAGAAAGCUUAAAGCCUUAAUUGAAGAAACCUAUACAAAUGGAUUGAAUCGUUCAGUUGUUCUAGUUGCUCACAGUUUAGGCAGUUUGUAUACAAAAUACUUUUUAGAUCUGCAAACUUAUAAAUGGAAAGAAAAAUAUAUUAGAAGUUAUAUUUCAGUGGCUGCACCAUUCGGUGGAUCAGUUAACGCUUUAAUUAGCCUACUGUCUGGCACUAACUACAAUAUCUUCAUACACCAUCCAAUUCUUAACCGACCACUCUUACGAACGCUUACAUCAGUUUCAUUUCUACUGCCCGAACCAAGGUUAUGGCGAUCGAAUUUCCCUAUGGUUAUUACCUCCCGUAGAAAUUAUACAGUGAAUCAGUUUUAUGAUUUGUUUCGAGAUAUUGGUUUUCCAAUGGGAUAUCAAAUGAUGAAAUCAUCCAAAGAGAAUUCAAACAUGCUUGACGAUCCACAAGGUGUAUCUGAAAUAUUGUGUGUGCACAGUUCAGAUCUAUUAACGGUAAAACAAAUAGUCUACUUUCAUGAUAACUUCCCCGAUCAUUCACCAAUACCAACUUUUGAAAACGGUGAUGGUACAGUGAAUCUAGCCUCUUUAAGUGUAUGCAGAAAUUGGACGAACAGUAAGCAUAUUCUUAUACCUGGUGUAUUGCACGAUGAAAUGGUAUCUGACAAGCGUUUCAUCAAUCUUGUAAUUAAGACAGUCGGUGCAAAGAUUAAUGACACCUCAAAUCAGUAAAAUAAUUGAGUUAUGAUUUUAAAAAAUACAUAUAUAUUUCUUAUACAUAAAACAGAAUUGUAUUAACAGUAAUAAUAAU